Messenger RNA from Macrobrachium nipponense, 1096 nucleotides. Its product is annotated as trypsin-1-like. Lineage: Eukaryota; Metazoa; Arthropoda; Malacostraca; Decapoda; Palaemonidae. The transcript has 4 exons. The record is from RefSeq and is a predicted model, not a curated record. Gene Ontology annotation, molecular function: serine-type endopeptidase activity. Gene Ontology annotation, biological process: proteolysis. Bases 144 to 899 code for a protein of 251 amino acids.
CUCACAGAAGUGGACAUGUGCAUUUGUGUGAUGUAUUCUACAAGUAAACUAAAUGUCCUGAAUCUGAAGGAUGCGGGGUACGGGCGAGAUCCUUCCAGCGAAUCUUGGGAGGGACAACAGCUGCCGAGGGCGAGUUUCCAUGGAUGGCUGCUUUGAUGAGUGAAGAAAUGGAUCCUUACUAUUUUUGCGGCGGAGUCCUCGUCUCUGGAUGGCACGUCCUCACGGCUGCGCACUGUCUCUUCGGAUACCCUUCACGGGGAUCCAUGUGGAUCCGCCUGGGAGAGCACGACUUCAAAACUGAGGACGAAAAUUUCCUCGACCGCCGCAUAGCCGAGUUCAUCCCCCAUCCCCAGUUCGACCGGUAUUCUUUGAGGAAUGACAUUGCCCUGCUGAAAUUCACAAUGCUCCUCCCCUUCAGUGAGUUCAUGAGACCCAUCUGCCUUCCUGCCCCGCCCCCCAAAGGGGGGAAUCACAAUGUCUACGAGGGGAAAUUAGCCACUGUUACUGGUUGGGGGUCAGUGACAGUCGUAGACAAGAGGCCCUCACUCUUACAGAAGGUAACGGUAUCCGUCUGGCCCUUGAUAAAAUGUAUAGUAAGCUACAUCAACGACGUCGGAAGUUCAUUCGACAGCGCCAUUUGCGCAAGUGUGACGGCAGGAGGCAAGGACGCUUGCCAGGGGGACAGCGGUGGACCUUUGAUUCUUCAGGAAAACCGGCGAUUCGUUGUGAUUGGCGUGGUCUCGUGGGGGAAAUCUUGUGAGAAGGAAUUCCCGGGCGUCUACACCAGCGUCAACAUGUUCUUGGGCUGGAUCCAAGGAAUCAUCUCAAGUAGGAGUCUAGAGGAUGGGGUUCCUUCGAGAAAGACCACUCAGCGAACUGAGAAGAGUGAACGUAUCUGAACUGCAGUGAAGGCCUUUUCGCCGGACGUACUUGUGAUUUUCAAUAACGUUCUCAUGAAGAUCAAUUGCCGUGGAAUGGCGAAAGAUUAAUAGUUUUCAUUUCGCCUUCACGAAGGAUGUGUCUUUUUUUUCCACAACAAAUAAUCCCUUAGGUAGAUUUCCCGAUGGAGAACUGUACCUUCUUAAUCAUUUGUAAU